Molecule: messenger RNA, 2422 nt
Organism: Callithrix jacchus (white-tufted-ear marmoset)
Lineage: Eukaryota; Metazoa; Chordata; Mammalia; Primates; Cebidae
Gene: LGI1
Product: leucine rich glioma inactivated 1
Molecular function (GO): protein binding
Source: RefSeq, a predicted model, not a curated record
ACUAAUAAGACAUAAUGCCGUCCUAUUUUUGGUAACAAUUAAAGGGCCUCCCGGUGAAAGCAGAAAGCUGUUUAUUUUCUGUGACAUCACUUCGCUUUGCCUUCGAAGGCUGGUCUGUGCUCAGUGUUUUCGUGGUGAUGCAAGUCGGCUCUCUCCUCCAGCAGUUGGAUCCCUCCCAUCUCACAGUACCUCACAGGUCUCUUCCCCCGAGCAGUGCAUUGCUGGAGCGAGGAGAAGCUCACGAAUCAGCUGCAGGUCCCUGUUUUGAAAAAGCAGAGAUACAGAGGCAGAGGAAAAAGGGUGGACUCCUAUGUGACCUGUUCUUAGAGCAAGACAAUCACCAUCUGAAUUCCAGAAGCCCUGUUCAUGGUUGGGGAUAUUUUCUCGACUGCAUGGAAUCAGAAAGAAGCAAAAGGAUGGGAAAUGCCUGCAUUCCCCUGAAAAGAAUUGCUUAUUUCCUAUGUCUCUUAUCUGCGCUUUUGCUGACUGAGGGGAAGAAACCAGCGAAGCCAAAAUGCCCUGCCGUGUGUACUUGUACCAAAGAUAAUGCUUUAUGUGAGAAUGCCAGAUCCAUUCCACGCACCGUUCCUCCUGAUGUUACCUCAUUAUCCUUUGUGAGAUCUGGUUUUACUGAAAUCUCAGAAGGGAGUUUUUUAUUCACACCAUCGCUGCAGCUCUUGUUAUUCACAUCGAACUCCUUUGAUGUGAUCAGUGAUGAUGCUUUUAUUGGUCUUCCACAUCUAGAGUAUUUAUUCAUAGAAAACAACAACAUCAAGUCCAUUUCAAGACAUACUUUCCGGGGACUAAAGUCAUUAAUUCACUUGAGCCUUGCAAACAACAAUCUUCAGACACUCCCAAAAGAUAUUUUCAAAGGCCUGGAUUCUUUAACAAAUGUGGACCUGAGGGGGAAUUCAUUUAAUUGUGACUGUAAACUGAAAUGGCUGGUGGAAUGGCUUGGCCACACCAAUGCAACUGUUGAAGACAUCUACUGUGAAGGCCCCCCAGAAUACAAGAAGCGCAAAAUCAAUAGUCUCUCCUCCAAGGAUUUCGAUUGCAUCAUUACAGAAUUUGCAAAAUCUCAAGACCUGCCUUAUCAAUCAUUGUCCAUAGAUGCUUUUUCUUAUUUGAACGAUGAGUAUGUAGUCAUCGCUCAGCCUUUUACUGGAAAAUGCAUCUUCCUUGAAUGGGACCAUGUGGAAAAGACCUUCCGGAAUUAUGAUAACAUCACAGGCACGUCCACUGUAGUAUGCAAGCCUAUAGUCAUUGAAACUCAGCUGUAUGUUAUCGUGGCCCAGCUGUUUGGUGGCUCUCACAUCUAUAAGCGAGACAGUUUUGCAAAUAAAUUCAUUAAAAUCCAGGAUAUUGAAAUUCUCAAAAUCCGAAAACCCAAUGACAUUGAAACAUUCAAGAUUGAAAACAACUGGUACUUUGUUGUGGCUGACAGUUCAAAAGCUGGUUUUACUACCAUUUACAAAUGGAAUGGAAACGGAUUCUACUCCCAUCAGUCCUUACACGCGUGGUACAGGGACACUGAUGUGGAAUAUCUGGAAAUAGUCAGAACACCUCAGACACUCAGAACGCCUCAUUUAAUUCUGUCUAGUAGUUCCCAGCGUCCUGUAAUUUAUCAGUGGAACAAAGCAACACAAUUAUUCAGUAACCAAACUGACAUUCCUAACAUGGAGGAUGUAUAUGCAGUGAAGCACUUCUCAGUGAAAGGGGAUGUGUACAUUUGCUUGACAAGAUUCAUUGGUGAUUCCAAAGUCAUGAAAUGGGGAGGCUCCUCAUUCCAGGAUAUUCAGAGGAUACCAUCACGAGGAUCUAUGGUGUUCCAGCCUCUUCAGAUAAAUAAUUACCAAUAUGCAAUUCUUGGAAGUGAUUACUCCUUUACUCAAGUGUUUAACUGGGAUUCAGAGAAAGCCACAUUUGUGAAAUUUCAGGAAUUAAAUGUUCAGGCACCAAGAUCAUUCACGCAUGUGUCCAUUAAUAAGCGUAAUUUUCUUUUUGCUUCCAGUUUUAAGGGAAAUACACAGAUUUACAAACAUGUCAUAGUUGACUUAAGCGCAUGAGACACCAAAUUCUGUGGUUGCCAUCGGAAACUUUCUACAGUACAUGACCCGGAUGAACUCAAUGCAUGAUGACUCUUCUUAUCACACUUGCAAAUGAAUGCCUUUCAAACAUUGAGACUGCUAGAACCAAGCACUACCAGUAUCUCCAUCCUUAACUGUCCAGUCCAGUGAUGUGGGAAGUUACCUUUUAUAAGACAAAAUUUAAUUGUGUAACUGUUAUUUGCAGUGAAGAUGUGUAAAUAAGCGUUUAAUGGUAUCUGUUACUCCAAAAAGAAAUAUUAAUAUGUACUUUUCCAUUUAUUUAUUCAUGUGUUCAGAAACAACUGCCAAAUAAAAUGUUUACAUUUUCUUUCAUA